CAAGCACUGGCCGAGGGGCCCCCCGGGCCGCGCCGCUAUGGCGGCCGUGUUUGAUCUGGACCUGGAGACGGAGGAAGGCAGCGAGGGUGAGCCAGAGUCGAGCCCCUCGGACGUGUGUCCCCUUGCCGAGUCGAGGGCGGCUGGCCUGGAGCCUGUGGGACGCUGUGAGGAGGUGGAGCUGACCGAGACCAGUGUGAACCUGGGCCCUGAGCGCAUCGGGCCCCACUGCUUCGAGCUGCUGCGUGUGCUGGGCAAGGGGGGCUAUGGCAAGGUGUUCCAAGUGCGAAAAGUGCAAGGCACCAACUCGGGCAAAAUAUAUGCCAUGAAAGUCCUGAGGAAGGCCAAAAUUGUGCGCAACGCCAAGGACACAGCACACACGCGGGCUGAACGGAACAUUCUAGAGUCAGUGAAGCACCCCUUCAUUGUGGAACUGGCCUAUGCCUUCCAGACUGGUGGCAAACUCUACCUCAUCCUCGAGUGCCUCAGUGGCGGUGAGCUCUUCACGCAUCUGGAGCGAGAGGGCAUCUUCCUGGAAGACACAGCCUGUUUCUACCUGGCGGAGAUCACACUGGCCCUGGGCCACCUGCACUCCCAAGGCAUCAUCUACCGGGACCUCAAACCCGAGAACAUCAUGCUCAACAGCCAGGGCCACAUCAAACUGACGGACUUUGGACUCUGCAAGGAGUCAAUCCACGAGGAUGCGGUCACCCACACUUUCUGUGGCACCAUUGAGUACAUGGCCCCUGAGAUUCUGGUGCGCAGUGGCCACAACCGGGCGGUGGACUGGUGGAGCCUGGGCGCCCUGAUGUAUGACAUGCUCACCGGCUCGCCACCCUUCACGGCAGAGAACCGGAAGAAGACGAUGGACAAGAUCAUCAAAGGGAAGCUGGCGCUACCCCCCUACCUCACCCCGGAUGCCCGGGACCUUGUCAAAAAGUUUCUGAAACGGAAUCCCAGCCAGCGGAUUGGGGGUGGCCCCGGGGACGCUGCUGAUGUGCAGAGGCACCCUUUCUUCCGGCACAUUAACUGGAACGACCUCCUGGCUCGCCGCGUCGACCCUCCUAUCAGGCCGUCUCUGCAGUCAGAGGAGGACGUGAGCCAGUUCGACACCCACUUCACACGGCAGACGCCGGUGGACAGUCCUGACGACACGGCCCUCAGCGAGAGCGCCAACCAGGCCUUCUUGGGCUUCACAUAUGUGGCCCCCUCCGUCCUGGACAGCAUCAAGGAGGGCUUCUCCUUUCAGCCUAAGCUGCGCUCCCCCAGGCGCCUCAACAGCAGCCCCCGGACCCCGGUCAGCCCCCUGAAGUUCUCGCCCUUUGAGGGAUUCCGGCCCAGCUCUGGCCCACUGGAGCCCACGGAGCCCCCUCUCGCCCCUCUCCCGCCACCGCCGCCCUCAAGCUCUGCCCCCCUCCCCAUCCGACCCCCCUCAGGGACCAAGAAGUCUAAGAGGGGCCGUGGGCGCCCAGGGCGCUAAGAGGAUGGGGCUCUGAGAGCAGGUGGGACCCUGGGCCGGUUCGAGAGACCUGGAGAUGGGUCUAGGGGUACAGGAGUGAGUGUGUGUGAGAGCGUGUCUCUGCUGGGGGUGGCUGUCCCCCCGAACCAAGCCCACGAAGGGCCAUAGGCUCUGGCUGUCACGGGAGUGGCCUCGCCGCCCAACUGGCCUACACUUGAGCUGUGCCCUUGAAGAAUUAAAAUAUUGAAUCAUG
Molecule: messenger RNA, 1709 nt
Organism: Enhydra lutris kenyoni (northern sea otter)
Lineage: Eukaryota; Metazoa; Chordata; Mammalia; Carnivora; Mustelidae
Product: ribosomal protein S6 kinase B2
Exons: 15
Coding region: 38-1477 (479 amino acids)
Biological process (GO): protein phosphorylation; signal transduction
Molecular function (GO): protein serine/threonine kinase activity; ATP binding
Source: RefSeq, a predicted model, not a curated record